CUGCCGCCGCCGUGUAUUCUGGGAUCAUUCAGUAAAUGCAAGAUGGCGGCGAGCAGGAGGCUGCACAAGGAACUUGAAGAAAUCCGCAAAUCUGGAAUGAAAAAUUUCCGUAACAUCCAAGUUGAUGAAUCAAAUAUUUUGACUUGGCAAGGGCUUAUUGUUCCUGACAACCCCCCUUACGACAAAGGAGCAUUCAGGAUUGAGAUCAUUUUUCCUGCUGAGUAUCCUUUCAAGCCCCCCAAGAUUACAUUCAAAACAAAGAUCUACCACCCCAACAUUGACGAGAAGGGCCAGGUCUGCCUGCCAGUGAUAAGUGCCGAGAACUGGAAGCCAGCUACCAAAACUGACCAAGUAAUCCAGUCCCUCAUUGCCCUGGUCAACGACCCCCAGCCAGAGCAUCCCCUGAGGGCUGACUUAGCAGAGGAAUACUCAAAAGACCGUAAAAAAUUCUUUAAGAACGCAGAAGAGUUUACAAAGAAACAUGGUGAAAAGCGACCAGUGGACUAAUAAUUUGACAGUGUGAAACCCCCCUCCUCUCCUUUGCCCUGUUCCUCUGCCCCUCUACCCUCUACUUCCUAGCCUACCCAUCCACCCACACACACACGUCAUGCUAGCGGGCCCGGAGCAGUGCAUCUCAGUCGCACCUCAAUCUUGAAGCAGGACUCUUUGUGAAUCAGAUGAAUUUUACACCUUUUGGUGUUAGCUUGAGGCUGUUACUAACUUUCUACUGUUUUCUUAAUGUAAAAAAAGACAAAAAGAGAACAACCUGUAAAGAUGGGGAACUAAGAGGAAAGAAAAAAACGCAACAUUUAGUUCCACUUUCUUUGUUUAAAAUCACUGCUUGAGUAUAGUACACUGCAUACAAUUUUGACUGUUUUCGAAGCAAGAUACUACGCCCUUCAGGAAGUGAUGUUAAUACCAUUUUUUCUUUACUGUCUGAUGUUAUUUCUCUCCAAAAAGAAUAUGUCUUUGUAAAAAAAGGAAAAAAAACUUAAGUAAAUUACAGGCACUUAAAGCAGCAGGGUCCUGGAGGUGUGUGACAAAA
Megalops cyprinoides (Indo-Pacific tarpon) is the source of this 1045-nucleotide messenger RNA. RefSeq names its product ubiquitin-conjugating enzyme E2 L3. The transcript is spliced from 4 exons. NCBI's taxonomy places the organism in Eukaryota, Metazoa, Chordata, Actinopteri, Elopiformes, Megalopidae. The record is from RefSeq and is a predicted model, not a curated record. The coding region runs from base 43 to 507 and encodes 154 amino acids.